This is a messenger RNA of Linum trigynum, 3852 nucleotides long. The record is from the annotation of a GenBank genome assembly. Lineage: Eukaryota; Viridiplantae; Streptophyta; Magnoliopsida; Malpighiales; Linaceae.
CAGUGAAUGCAUUCACCGCGGCAGACCAACACGGUGAAUGUAUCACCGCGGUUGACGGCCGCAGUGAAUGCCCGACUUAACUCUGAAAAUUCAAACAAACGUAACUUUGCGCUCGGUUAUCCGAUUAGCGAAUUUUUUUUUAUUCCAUAUAACUUUUCAAGAUCUUUCAAUCUGCAACAAGAUUUCAUCUCAAAAAAAUGUCGUUUGUUAUCCCGAACGAGCAAUUUUUCGAUUUUGCCAAACUUUGGAAGGACAUAACUUUUAGCUCCUCAAUCCGAACGUCGUAAAGUUAUUUUUGAUUGCGCAUAACUUUUUAAGAACUACAACUUUUACUAGGAAAUCAUUUUUUUAAAAAGAAGUACUUUUGGGUAUAGGAGAUUUUGGGAAUAACUUUGCCUUUACUUUUCACAAAUUCACAUACUUUCCAAAAUUAUGGUUAUAAUAAAAGUUGUAGUAGUUCAAAAGUUAUGCAACAUCAAAAAAAGUUUUAUGACAUUCGAAUUGUGAAGCACAAAGUUAUGAUCUUCCAAAGUUUGUCAAAAUCGAAAAAUUGCUCGUUCGGGGUAACAAAUGAUUUAUUUUUGGGAUGAAGUCUGUUUCACAUUGAAAGAUCUUGAAAAGUUAUGUGGAAUCAUAAAAAAUUCCUUCAAUCGGAUAACCGAGCGCAAAGUUACGUUUGUUUGAAGUUUCAGUGUUACGUCAAGCAUUCACCGCGGCCGUCAACCGCGGUGAUGCAUUCACCGCUUUGGUCUGCCGCGGUGAAUUGACAACAGCGGUGAUGCCCAAAUAUGUGUAUUUUGGGAAAUUUUUUUAUAACGUGUGUAUUUUAGGAUUUUUUUUUUUUUAACAUGUGUAUUUGGGAUUUGUUCCGACGAAGUGGGAUUUUUUCCGACAAAGUGGUAGGUGAAAGUCGUCGUCGAUUCAACACUUCGUUCCAAGAUUGGCCCGACUCUUUAUGAUCCACAGUGAACAAACAAUUUUAAGCAUGGCCAAUUCGUCUACCAACCACCUUCCCUUCCCUGUACCUGCAAUCAAAUACCACUGGUUUUCUACUUCAAGUUCUACUGCCUACUACUACCUUCCCUGUCUCCUUCUCAUAGUUAAAAAAAAGUUCCAGUUCACGAACAAAAACAAUGGCGGACGGCGAAGUACGAGUGCUGUCCUCAGGUUUAGUUCAAGCAGAGGGGCUUACCAAGCUAGCAGCUGCUGCAGAAGAAAGAAUUCCCCUCACUCCAUGCGACCUGCGUAUCAUUCUCUUCGGGACCAUCCAAAAGGGACUUCUCUUCCAAAAACCCACCAAUCCUUCAAUCGACCAAGCCACCUUGAUCCAGACCCUCAAAUCCUCCUUCUCCCGCGCGCUUGCCCUGUUCUACCCCUUCGCCGGCCGGCUCUCCGUCGACAAACACGAUGACGACGGCACCGCCUCUAUUUACAUCGACUGCAACAACGCCGGCGCUCUGUUCGCUCACGCCGUCGCCGACGGCGUCUCCGUCGCGGACAUCCUCGACCCGCUCUACGUCCCGCCGGUGCUCUGGUCGUUCUUCCCCCUCAAUUGGAUGAUGAAUUACCACGGGUUCUCCCAACCCUUUAUAGCAGUUCAGGUCACGGAGCUCGUAGAUGGGUUCUUCCUCGGCUGCACGAUCAGCCACGCGGUCGCCGACGGCCCGACUUUCUGGCGGUUUGUGAAUUUCUGGUCCCAAAUCUGCCGUUACCCCGGUGGUGGUGGGGAUUCAGCCAAUAAGUCGCAGGUUUUCACCCGGCGCUGGUUUCUCGACGAGAAGCAUCUGCCGAUUAGGCUGCCGGCGGCGAUGCUCGAAGAUUUCAAACAAGAUCCCAUCCCAAUCCCACCGCAGGAGCUGAAAGAGCGGGUUUUCCACUUCACCCGCGAGAAACUCGCGGCGCUGAAAGCACAAGCCAACGACGAAGCCGUCGCCGCCGCGGGCGGCGACGGCCAGAUAUCGACUCUGCAAACCCUAAUUUCCCACAUCUGGAGGGCGGUGUUUCGAAACAGAAGCGAACCGGAUCCAGAUCGGGAGGCCCAUUUCCACCUGCACUUUGGGCUCCGACAGCGGCUCCAGCCCAAGGUCCCGGAGAAUUACUUCGGGAACGCCAUCGUGGGCCGGCCGGUGGGCCUGAAGGUGAGCGAGCUUCUGGAGGCGGAGAAGGGGCUGGGGCGCGUGGCGGCGGCGAUUCACGGAGUGGUAGCGGAGCAGACGGACGAGAAGCUGAAGGAGGCGGUGGAGGAUUGGAUCGGGAACCCUAAGUUUGUGGGGACUGAUGUGUUUGUGACGGGGACGAUGGGGCUGAGUAGCUCCCCGAGGUACGACGUUUACGGGAACGAUUUCGGGUGGGGGAAGCCGGUGGCGGUGAGGAGCGGAGCCGGGAAUAAGUUCGACGGGAAGGUUACGGUUUUCCCCGGAGUGGAGGCGGGGAGCAUGGACGUCGAGAUUUGCUUGUCGCCGGAGACGGCGGAGGGAGUGGGAAGGGAUUUGGAGUUUAUGGCUGCAGUCGGCGUUUGAAAAAUCUGGCUGUGAUUUUUUUUUUUUCUAUUUCAAUCGGCUUUUGGUUUUGUUAAACCGAUUUAAUGAUUUCCAACUCGGAGAUGUAAUGAUUUCGAACAUUGUCAAAUCGAUUUAUAUCAUUGUUUCAAUACGACGAGCAUCACACACUUCUCAAAAAAAAAAAAAAAAUUUGAAGCUUGAACAACUCGUCAAGCUUGCAACUCCUUCCUUCAUGUUUCAUAGUAGCUCAAAUCCAUCUUUUGAAAUUAGUAACCGCUAAUUUAAAUCGGUUAACAAAAAUUAGUAAACAAAUAAUAAUUAUGCGUUGCACCGAUAUUGUAGGUCAUGCACUUUCUUGCUUUGAGGAUCCGGGAGCUCCUCUUGACUGUUCAAAUACAUCAUCUUCAUGUGUUGAUUCCUGGGACAACUCAAACUUCGUGUGUUAGAUUUUUGGGACAACCUAAAUUGGAUCUUCAUCCUUAGCUUUCUUGGCUCGCAUUUUCAUUCGAUCCAUUAUUCAAAAGCCCUGAAACUAUUAUUGUAAAUAAGUCACACACAACUAACAUUAAUCAUGAAACCAACUAGUAUUCAAAUAUUGGUAGACAACGAGUAUUCCAACAGGUUACAACUAGCACUCCAUAAGUUAUCGUUUGUAUUCACCAGGAAAGCAAUUAUUAUUCGAAAACUAUGUAUGCAACUGCCAACAAGUUUUCAAUCAUGCACAUGUAUUCAAAUAUUUGUAGGCAACAAGCAUUCAACUGGUUACAACUAGUACUCAUAGUGUAAGCAACUAGUAUCCGUCGUAUAAGCAACAAUGUAGAGUGUAGACCAUCACACAUUACAUACAAAACUUCAAUCAAAAGGCAGGACGCCAAUAUGAAUACAAGGUAGAGAUAUGGAUGGUAUGUUUACGCUCCACUUUGCUGUGGGUAUUCUUCUUCUGCAAGUAACAGUUUUUUUUAUGUAAAUUUGACUAAAAAAUUGUGUAUACAUAUGGGUUAGACUGAUGUACUCAUACAAUAUGAAUACUAUACCCACAAACAACUCUCGCUCUGUAGGGAUGACAACAAAACCUGAACCCACAAGUACCCACCCGAUCCAACUCGAUCAACGCGGGUAAAAUCCGUGUUGACGGGUUUUGGGCCGGAUUUGGGUUUGAACCCGUUUACUAUUCACCGGGUUGGGUUGCGUUUGGGUUUAGGUAAAUCCGACCCAUGGGUACCCGCCCACACCCAUAUAAUUAAUUUUAUCGGUUUAUUUUAUAUUCUAAACAACUAAUCUUAUUUAUGUUUUGUGGAGACAUGUGUAAUUUUUUCUUUCUAAUUUUGUAGAAUGAAGUAGAUGUUAUCGA